Messenger RNA from Rhizophagus irregularis DAOM 181602=DAOM 197198, 1938 nucleotides. RefSeq lists its product as uncharacterized. The record is from RefSeq and is a predicted model, not a curated record. NCBI's taxonomy places the organism in Eukaryota, Fungi, Glomeromycota, Glomeromycetes, Glomerales, Glomeraceae. Gene Ontology annotation, cellular component: membrane.
UUAAUCCUAAUAUGGAUCAUUUUCAACAUAAAGUUUUGAAUUAAAAAUUCAUUCUCACAUGAUAAACAUUUAAAGAAAUAAUCAGGGUGAAAUAUUAACAUUUUAAGGCUGUGAUUUAUUUAUUUCUGCUAUUUCUUUUGAGCACUACAUACUUUUUCUUUAAAAUAAAUGAAAUCAAUCAUUGAGAAUUUUAUAAAACCUGUCGGUCUUCGAUUAUCUUAAACAAAUAAAUAUAUUACUGCGCCACAUAAGACUCUUUUUUCUUCAAAAAAUGGUUUUAGAAACUGGAGCAAUUGCAUGGAUUUCAUCAUUCUUUUCAGCCGCUGCAUGUAACCUUGGUUUUAGGUCAUACCAUUGCAGCAAUUCUAUAGCGACAAGAAUUGUUUAUGCAAUAAUCCUUUUAUUGAAUUCAAUUCUUGCAUGGGUAAUGAUGUCUGAUUGGGUUGUUAAAAAACUUGAAAAAAAAACACAUAAUAACUUACACUUAAAUUGUCCAGAAGGAAGUUGUUUUGGAGUUUUAACGGUUCAUCGAGUUUGUUUUGCGCUUUCAUUAUUACAUUUUAUCUUGGGAAUUUUAGUUAUUGGAGUUAAAGAUAUUCGUAAUCCUAGGUCAACAAUUCAAAAUGGAUGGUGGGGACCUAAAAUAUUAUUAUGGAUAGGCUUUAUAAUCGGUUCAUUCUUUAUUCCAAAUGAAUUUUUUAUGGCCUGGGGAAAUUAUAUUGCGUUAGUCGGAGCUGCAUUAUUUAUUCUUGUCGGUUUAAUUCUCUUGGUAGAUUUUGCACAUACAUGGAGUGAAAAAUGUAUGGACAAAGAUGAUCAAUCUAAAGAUAAUAAAUGGAAGGUAAUUCUUGUUGGGUCAACACUUUUGAUGUUCGCUGGUGCGAUUGCGAUGACAUCAAUAGUAUACGUAUUUUUUGCCAAAUCAGGAUGUUCACUUAAUCAAUUUUUUGUUACAUUGAAUUCCAUAUUAUGUGUCAUUGGAACUUUACUAUGUAUACAUCCAAAAAUUCAAGAAGGAAAUCCUCGUUCAGGGUUACCACAAGCAUCGAUGGUAGUAAUUUAUUGUGCUUAUUUAAUAUUAAGUGCAGUGGCAAAUGAACCUAAAACUGAAACUAAUGGUGAAAAAGUUGCAGCACAUGAUAUGUGUAAUCCAUUAUCUUCACAUAAAACACGUAAAACAUCAAUUAUUAUUGGGGCUUUAUUCACCUUUAUCGCCAUUGCUUAUUCAACUUCAAGAGCUGCGAGUCAAGGAAGAUUAUUAUUAACAAAUAGUUCUUCCACUAAGGAUUAUAAAUAUCGCCGUGUCAACAAUGAUGAUGUUUCCGAUAUGAUUCCUUUGACGAGUAACGAACCCAAAGAUGAACCAUCACUACCAAUAUCAAAAAAUUAUUCUCAAAUAACCAUGGAUUCCGUUCAAAAAGAAAUUCUUCCUCCAUCAGCCUUGGACGAAGAAGCGGAUUAUCCCAUGGAUGAUGAAGACUAUGAUGUUAAUUAUAAUUAUACAUUUUUCCAUUUUAUAUUUGCAAUUGCUGCCAUGUAUGUUGCUAUGUUAUUAACAGACUGGAACACUUUUACAAUGACAGGCAAUGAGAAAUUAGUCGUUAUUGGUCGAAGUCAUACAAUUGUUUGGGUUAAAGUUAUCUCAGGAUGGGUUUGCUUUUUAUUAUACUAUUGGUCUUUGGUCGCACCUGCUUUAUUUCCUGAAAGAUUUGCCGAUUAUUAUUUAUAAAUUACAUUUCCGUGUUUCGAAAUAUAAUCGGCUAUAUUUAUGUUAUUUGAUAAAAUUAUUUUUAUCUCAAUGAAACGUUAUUAUUUAAAAGAAACUUUUCUGCAUUACGUAGGUAUUAUAGAAAUCGAUUAUUUAAAAAUUUUAACUUAUUGUAUUUUAUAAAAAAAAAUUGAAGCCAUAGAAUUUUUUUAUUUGUCUUUUUUUUUUUU